AAUACCAUCGCAGUCCGUACGAUGCACUCGCCAAAGUCAGAUCGUUGGCCCCUCGAAGCGUAAAGGUUCGUCGCUUUACACCGUUUCAAGUUUCUCCGCAAACUAUCGUGCUGUCGCGAAAGAAGACCAUUCCAGUGAAUAGAAACGAGAUCAACACCGCUCAAUCGGAAGCAGGAUACUGAUGCGAGGUGUUAAAGUGAAGAGGUUGUGAGCAACAGAAGGAUCACAAUCUCGCGGUGUAACAUAAGGAGCGACCACUUAGAACUAUGAUUAUACAAGUUGGCAUCUGUUUUGACCUCGUGUGAUCUGUAUGCUCCGCUGGCAACCACAAUGGACCACUACUCGACGGUUGGAUUGGAUCGCAUUAGCGGCUACGGGCUGACGACGACGAUGAUGGGAGGCUAUUUACCAAACUACUCAACCGAUACAUCUCUGUACCGCAGCUUCAGUUCCUCCGGCGACACAAGCCCAUCGUUCACGGGUCGCGAAGAGAGUGUCAAUUAUGGGUUGUCUUCAUUCACGGAAAUGAUCAUCGACAGCGAAAGCUUCGUUCCGGUUCAGAUGGCGACAGCGCCAACGACUCCAGCGACAAACCACGAUUACCUGGACCAGCGAUUACUUGACUCCGAAAACCACCAGCCAAUUACUCCCGUUCCUUUAAAUGACCCAAUUAAAGCACCGAAAGCACGUGCUAACAAAAGCAAACGAAGAAACACCAAUCCCUCUGCCACUGUUCCAAAGUUCCCGAAAAAUCUGAAACUAGAUCAAAACGCCGUAAAAAAGAACCUCAUUACGCCACCAAGUCCGACCGUCAUGAAGAAGCGGCGGCUUGCGGCCAACGCGAGGGAGCGGAAACGAAUGAAUAGCCUAAAUGUGGCGUUUGAUAGAUUACGGGAAAUUGUUCCGACGCUCGGUCCCGAUCAUAAGCUGUCCAAGUUUGAAACCCUUCAAAUGGCGCAAACAUACAUCAACGCGCUAAGUGAUUUACUGGAGCGCGGGGCAGAUGAAAGCACCUACAGUUUGUUCGAUGCCAGCCCCGGGACGGCCAGCGAUAGUAAUAAUAAUCACGAUCAGGAUGGGCAGUUUGAGAUGCAACGGCUUUAUGAAGUGGAUUUCUUAUGAAAUAUUACGUUAGACGGAUAAUCGCGAAUGCACCAAAUGUAGCAUUAGUUCCAAGCAAAGCCAAAUCUAGUCUUAAGGGAAUAUCAACGAAGCUUAGUUCUGUGUGACCUUAUCGUAGUUUUAAGAAUGAUGAAGAUGAUAUCAAUAAAAGAUUAUUUUAAUAUUUGCCUGAA
Armigeres subalbatus is the source of this 1295-nucleotide messenger RNA. RefSeq names its product neurogenic differentiation factor 1-like. Gene Ontology annotation, molecular function: E-box binding; DNA-binding transcription factor activity, RNA polymerase II-specific; protein dimerization activity. Gene Ontology annotation, cellular component: nucleus. Bases 331 to 1122 code for a protein of 263 amino acids. Gene Ontology annotation, biological process: sensory organ development; axon development; positive regulation of transcription by RNA polymerase II. The transcript has 2 exons. The record is from RefSeq and is a predicted model, not a curated record. Lineage: Eukaryota; Metazoa; Arthropoda; Insecta; Diptera; Culicidae.